AGUAAGAGUUGCAGGGAGGGGGUGCUUAAGAGAGUCUGCCCUCAUUCCCCACCCCCCAUUCAGUGUGACCCAGGCCAAGCUACCAAGUACCUGUAUGAGCUGCUCUACAACGACCCUAUCAAGAUCAUCCUUAUGCCUGGCUGCAGCUCCGUCUCCACGCUUGUGGCUGAGGCUGCGAGGAUGUGGAACCUCAUUGUGCUUUCCUACGGCUCCAGCUCUCCAGCCCUGUCAAACCGGCAGCGUUUUCCAACGUUCUUCCGAACACAUCCAUCAGCCACACUCCACAACCCUACCCGUGUGAAACUCUUUGAAAAGUGGGGCUGGAAGAAGAUUGCCACCAUCCAGCAGACCACUGAGGUCUUCACUUCGACUCUGGAUGACCUAGAGGAACGAGUGAAGGAGGCUGGAAUCGAGAUUACUUUCCGUCAGAGUUUCUUUUCAGAUCCAGCUGUACCCGUCAAAAACCUUAAGCGCCAGGAUGCCCGAAUCAUCGUGGGACUUUUCUAUGAGACUGAAGCCCGGAAAGUUUUUUGUGAGGUGUAUAAGGAGCGUCUCUUUGGGAAGAAGUAUGUCUGGUUCCUUAUUGGGUGGUAUGCCGACAACUGGUUCAAGACCUAUGACCCGUCCAUCAACUGCACAGUGGACGAGAUGACUGAGGCGGUGGAGGGCCACAUCACCACUGAGAUUGUCAUGCUGAAUCCUGCCAACACCCGCAGCAUCUCCAACAUGACAUCCCAGGAAUUUGUGGAGAAACUUACCAAACGACUAAAAAGACACCCCGAGGAGACAGGAGGCUUUCAGGAGGCACCACUGGCCUACGAUGCCAUCUGGGCCUUGGCAUUAGCCCUAAACAAGACAUCUGGAGGGGGUGGCCGUUCCGGUGUGCGCCUGGAGGACUUCAACUACAACAACCAGACCAUCACUGACCAAAUCUACCGGGCAAUGAACUCCUCAUCCUUUGAGGGUGUCUCCGGCCAUGUGGUGUUUGAUGCCAGCGGCUCUCGAAUGGCAUGGACGCUCAUCGAGCAGCUACAGGGUGGCAGCUAUAAGAAGAUUGGCUACUAUGACAGCACCAAGGAUGAUCUUUCCUGGUCCAAAACAGAUAAGUGGAUUGGUAAGUGGAUCUUGUUUAUAUUUUCCUUCAGCGCCUCUGAACAAUCAAGGAAAAGAGUCAUACAUUUGAAUGAGGGUGGAUUGGUGGGUGCCAUUAGGUUGAAAUGUGGGAGCGAGGUGGUCCAGGGGCAGGAGUUAAGAGAGAGUGGAUACAACCUCACAAGAUGUGGGUAGGAGAGACUGGUGUAUCUGGAGAGGGAAUAGGAGGUGGGUAGUACUAUUUUUAAUAGUACACUGCUGUGGUAACUGGGGAUUAGAGGCAGGGGGUGGGCAGGGGGUGGGAAGUGGAAACUCCAUUUGGGUUUCCCAGAUGUCCUGGUGCCUUGAUAUAUCCGAACCAGCUACUUCAAGCCUAGAACUGCCUCUUUGUCUGUUUUUGUCAGUAAAACGAUUGCUUAAACUAUACGUACACUUUUUGUAUCUGCAAAACCUCACCUAAUUGUAGUCUGAUAAAAUUGUGUGUUUUAAAGAAGUAAAAUAAGCAGUUAUUCUUUGUGUACUUGGUGGGCUAGAUGAUAGGAAAUGGGAAAGAUACCAAAGGUGGGCAAAAGGAAGGACUUACUGAUAAAAGAAAGGAUUGGCACCUUGAGGGUGGGGGGAAGGACACAACCAUUGAAGAUAGCUGGCACUUGCUCUGCUCAACUGAAAUCUAGUCAUUCCCAGCACUGCUGGAGUUUUGCUUUUUUUUUUUUUUUAUAAUUUGAAUUUAGGACAGUGUUCUGUACUGCUAUAAAUGCUGCGUGGCCUAAAUUAGCCUUUUUUUUUUUAAACUAAGCAAAUUGGAAUUAAUUUUUUGGUGAACUAUGACAAAUUUGAACUU
Galeopterus variegatus (Sunda flying lemur) is the source of this 1933-nucleotide messenger RNA. RefSeq names its product gamma-aminobutyric acid type B receptor subunit 1-like. The transcript is spliced from 8 exons. The record is from RefSeq and is a predicted model, not a curated record. Gene Ontology annotation, biological process: gamma-aminobutyric acid signaling pathway; G protein-coupled receptor signaling pathway. Gene Ontology annotation, molecular function: G protein-coupled GABA receptor activity. NCBI's taxonomy places the organism in Eukaryota, Metazoa, Chordata, Mammalia, Dermoptera, Cynocephalidae. The annotation marks the transcript as partial. Gene Ontology annotation, cellular component: membrane; G protein-coupled receptor heterodimeric complex.